Messenger RNA from Spodoptera exigua (beet armyworm), 1828 nucleotides. The record is from the annotation of a GenBank genome assembly. Lineage: Eukaryota; Metazoa; Arthropoda; Insecta; Lepidoptera; Noctuidae.
ACGCAUUAUAAGACGACCGAUUUAAAAAGUCUUCCAUAGCGACCAUUAUUUUUCGUUUUCCCUACGACACAAUGAGGUUUUUAAUUUAGUAGCCUAUCAAAGGUAGUUUUUGUAUUCCUUCACGAAGUCAAAAUAAGAGGGAAAUAUUUGUCUAUUUGAAAAAUAAUGGCAUUUAUGGAUACAGGUCGCAAAGUUAAAAAGCUUUCAUUGAAUUUUAACUUUUAAUGAGAUCAUUGUCAUUGUUUAGUUUGUGAAAAGAUGUAAUAAUCCUCUUUAAUUAUUCUUAAUAAAGUGUUCUAAUGUUGAGUGUGUUUUGAUUGUGUUUUGCGACGGUUGAAAUGGAGGAGUUGAGGUCCAAACAUAAGACCCUACAGAGCGCGGCUCACCACAUUGCCUUGGAGUGUAUACACCCUCAGUGGUGUUUGUCCACCCAUGUCUGUACAUUGGAACUAGCAGUCUACACAUGGGUCACCAUAUCACGUACACCCGUACCCCUCUCCCGUACGGCUCCAGCAUGCGUUCCAGAGCACCCAGCACAGCCCCAAGAUGUUUCAUCCAAAGGGGCUCAAACCGCACCUUGAUCCGCGGGCAUACGGAACGCCAAAUGACAGUCCAAUAUUGGGCCGGGCACUAUGCCUUACUCCUCGAGGCAGUCCGGUACCAGGAAGAGUCUCCCACUUGAACGAAAAGUUCCAAGACUCAUUAACACUUACAUCAGAUACUGAUGCUUUGGUCGCCAAGAUAAGCGCAAUGUUUCCAACUGUAAGCGAGACACACAUCAAGAUAUUGUUGAAAAAGUACUACAACAGAGAAGCAGUAGUGAUAUCCGCACUCCAGGUGGAAAAACAUCCUAUCACUACUCCGGGACCUCUGACUAUGUCGCCGUCUGCUGUUCGGUUGCAGAAGGGUAGUGGACUACAUUCCGCCUUACAACUUGCUAAAGGCAUGUCUGGUUCAAUACCAGGGUCCAGUCAUUUCACACCAUUGACUGGUACACCACAUGGCUCUCCAUCAUUAUUGCGACCAGCAUCUGGGGCUUCCAGUUACUACGGUGCCAGGUCUAUUGACGGUCAGCCGCCGCGACACCAGAGCCCUAAAAUGAAGCUCAAGUACCUCAAGAGUAUAUUCCCAAAGGCUGAAGAGACGCUGAUUCUGGAUGUGUUAGCCAAUAAAGACAACAAUGUUCAGAAAGCGAGCGAGGAGUUAAUAGGCAUGGGGUUCAGUAAAAAGGAAACGGUAAUCUCCACGCAGAAGAAGGAACCCACACCACAACCACAGAAGAAAGUCGUCACUAUUAUGAAGACUUUCGCCGAAAAGUGUGAAUUAAAAGAAAAACUUCAGAAGAAAUACACUGGCAUAGCGGAAAGAGUAAUAGCUUUGGCAUUAGAGAGCGUGGACUAUCACGAAGAGAGAGCGGAACAGAUCCUGAAUGCUGUGCUGCAGGAUGAAGCGGCCCCUAAGGCCGUGAAAGUCGAGAUCAAGGAAACACUUAGACCAGCCACUGCAGAGCCGAAAAAGGGAGAGGACUAUAUUCCAUGGACGGGACCAGACCCUGACUUGCGUAGUGGCCAAGGUGUCAAGCCUGAGGGGCCGGAGACCCGUGAAAGACCCUUCUCCCUCGCUCGUGGCCCCUCAGGUCUCGCGAAAGGAGCCGCCGGUCUCGCUAAAGGAUCUUUAUAUCAGAAACUCAACAAAAAAUCUGCGAAAAUAAUCGGAUGAAUGAGCUGAAUUGAUCGAGCUUACGACGCACCAUCUUCGCAUAGCAAGUGAAUUAUGUAAAUCUUGUUCAGUAUUUUAGUAUUUAGCUGUAAGAAGUACAGGUAGCGGU